UCUGGAGUAAAAAAAUCACCCAGGCGAGUGGGAGGAAGCCAACUUGGAAACACGGCGGAGAGAAACUCCCUCUUGUUGGAGAGCGAGGUGGUCCAGCGGCUCUAAGAGCGGGCAACACAGACCGGGCUGUAAUGAACCACCGCAGCCUAAAUUCACAGCAGCCCUCCCCCUGCGAGCCACCUGGAAGUUUAAACUUCGCUUCAAACUUUCGGCGGGGCAUCUCAGUCUGAACUCGUUCACUCGUUUUGUGUGAGCAGCCUGAAACCCGAAGCGUCCGCCCCACAUGUUUCUGUUGUGCUCUCGCUAGUCUCCGGAACAACCAGGUGAGCAGGCCGUCUCGCUUUUCCCGGGAGGAGCCGCGCAGGCAGCGGUGUUGGUUUACCUGUAAGCACACGGUGACGCACGGAUCUCUUUGACGCUCACCCCCCUGCUCCUGUGUUUCGCGCUGCGGCUCUCCCGUAGCCGCCGGAGAACAGCAACCCGGGAAGCCGCCGAGCACCGGGACGGUCAUGGAUCAACGAGGAGGGAGCGAGACCCGGCGGGGGGAAGGCUGGAGAACCCCCGCUGCGACUACCAGGAGGAGAAUGCCGGUGGAUAUGAUGUAUGCUGUGGGCUUUAUCUGCCUCCAAGUUCUGUCCAUCCAGGCCGCUGCCAUUCAGUUCACCAAGGAGCCCAAAUCCCAGGAUGCCUUGCACGGCCGCAGCGCCAUGCUGCGCUGCGAGGUCAGCGAUCCGACCGACAUCAGAUACAGCUGGCUUCACAACGGCCAGCCCCUGGAGAACAGCGAGAGGCGCUUCCAGGAGGGCAGCAACCUCAAAUUCAGCGCCGUGGAUCGGCGGCUGGACGCAGGAAACUUCGAGUGCGUUGCGGAAAACACGGCCACAGGAGAAGCGCUCCACUCCAACAACGCCUCCUUCAAUAUCAAGUGGUUGGAGAGCGGAGGUGUGAUUUUGAAGGAACCCGUCUCUGACAGGGAGAUGGAGAACUCUUCGCUGGUCACGUUGCGCUGUGAUAUUGAUGGACAUCCCCGGCCGACAUGCCAGUGGUUCAAGGACGGCGUGAAGCUGACGGAGAAAACUCAUCAGAUCAACAAUAAAGAGAGGACGCUCACCUUCAAGAAUGCCAGUCCGGAUGAUAAUGGCCUGUACUACUGCUGCGCCAAAAAUGCAGCUGGGCACGUCUGCAGUAACACCAACUACACUCUUAACAUUAUAGAUAAGAGCUUCCCGCGGCCGGUGGUCACUCCUGAGGACCAGGUGGUAGUGAGGAACGGGGAGGCUGUGUUCCACUGCCAGUUCACUGCAGAGCCGGCGCCCACGUUGGAGUGGUACCACGAAAACGAGCUGCUGGCAAACAAGUCCAGAGUCUUCCUUCUAUCCAACGGGACGCUGCUGAUCACCCAGGUCAAGCCCAGGAACACGGGGACCUACAGAUGUGUCGGUCGCGGCCUCAGAGGAUCACAGGUUACGCUGGAGGCCUCCCUCCUCAUAGCUGAAAUAGAAGACAUGGUGCCCCGGGCGUCGAAGGUUUUCACAGUGAACAGCCUGCAGCAGGUAGAAUGCAACGCCCCACGUGGCAAACCUCCGCCAGUGGUGUGGUGGGAGAGAGAAGGUCAGCGGGUGCCCACAGAGGGCCGAGUACACCAAGAUGGGAAAUAUCUGGUCUUCAGUCCCACGGAGAAGGGAGAUUCGGGCACCUACACCUGCGUGGCCGAGAAUAAGGCUGGACGCAGGAUACAGGAGGUCACCUUCACUGUGGCCACUCCCCCAGUGUGGGUGGACAUGCCUAAGGACAGCCAUUUAGAAGAAGGUAAACCCGGUUACCUCCACUGUCACGCUCAAGCCAACCUCCAACCUGAGGUCACCUGGUUCCGCAGCAGCAACAUCAUUCAGCCCGAGGACAUCCGGUUUAAGAUAUUCCCUAACGGGACGCUCAGGAUCAACAAUGUGGAGGUCUAUGAUGCACAUGUGUACAGCUGUCAAACCAAAACUCUGGGUGGACAGCUGACGGGAUAUGCUAAGGUCGCUGUGCUCGAGAAACUAAAGUUCACCCCAACCCCGCAGCCUUCCCAGUGCUUGGAAUUGGACAAAGAGAUCCCCAUCCAGUGCUCUGCUAAAGGAAGAGAGCCCCCCACCAUCCGCUGGUCCAAAACAGAUGGAGGAGAGCUGCCGCCUCACGUCAAGCAGAAAAACGGCCAGCUCCGUUUCACCAAAGUCACUCGAAGCGACGCUGGCAACUACACCUGCAUCGCCUCCAACAGCCUCCAGGGGGAGAUCCGGGCCUUUGUGACCCUCACCGUAGCCGUGCACGUUCGCUUCAAGGUGGAACCAGACAACACGACGGUGUACCAGGGUCACACUGCGAUCCUGCACUGUCAGGCCACGGGCGAUCCCAAGCCUCACAUCCACUGGGUGGGUAAAGACAAGCCGCUGGACAUCAGUAAUAACAGAAGGUUCCAAACGAUGCCCAAUGGCUCCCUAGUGAUCAGGGACGUGACUACGGAUGACACCGGCAAAUAUACCUGUGUGGCCGGAAACAGCUGCAGCAUCAAAGACCGCGUGGCUCAGCUGUAUGUAGUGGACAAACCGGUGCAUUUCCCGACUGAAGAGGAUGAAAAGGCUCCUUACAAGAUGAUCCAAACAAUCGGUCUGUCGGUGGGAGCGGCUGUGGCCUACAUCAUUGUGGUCCUGGGACUCAUGUUCUACUGCAAGAAGAGACGCAACGCCCAAAGAAUGCAGAAGGGCCAGGAUGGAGAGGAGCCCGAGAUGGAGUGCCUUAAUGGCGGAGCAGUCCAACAGAACGGCCACACCACUGCUGAGAUCCAGGAAGAGGUGGCGCUCACCAACAUGGGUACCAUCGCAACCACAGAGAAACGCCAUAGCCACGUCAACAACGAUAAGCUCCACUUUCCCCGGACAAACCUACAGACCAUCACGACUUUAGGAAAAGGGGAGUUUGGGGAGGUGCUGCUAUCCAAAGCUAAGGGAAUCGAAGAGGGCGAGGAGGAGACGGUGGUUCUUGUGAAGAGCCUGCAGACCAGAGAUGAGCAGCUCCAACUCGACUUCCGCCGGGAAGCAGAAAUGUUCGCCAAGCUAAGCCACCCCAACGUGGUCCGCCUGCUGGGCCUCUGCAGGGAGGCGGAUCCUCACUACAUGAUCCUAGAGUACUAUGACCUGGGAGAUCUAAAGCAGUUCCUGAGAAUUUCCAAAAGCAAAGAUGACAAAGUCAAGAGUCAGCCUAUCAGCACCAAGACCAAAGUUUCCAUCUGCACUCAGGUGGCUCAGGGCAUGGAGCAUCUUUCCAAUCACCGCUUCGUUCACAAAGACCUCGCCGCCCGAAACUGCCUGAUCAGCAGUCAGAGGCGUGUCAAAGUGUCGUCACUCAGCCUCAGCAAGGACGUUUACAACAGUGAGUACUACCACUACAGGCAGGCGUGGAUCCCGCUGCGCUGGCUCCCAACAGAGUCUGUGUUUGAAGAUGACUUCUCCACCAAGUCGGACGUGUGGGCCUUCGGAGUGUUGAUGUGGGAAGUAUUCAGUCAUGGGGAAAUGCCAUACACCAAACUGAGCGACGACGAAGUGUUAGAAGGUCUCCAGGCAGGAAAGCUGAAGCUACCCCUUCCGGACGGAUGCCCCUCUAAAAUCUACAAGCUGAUGGUCCGCUGCUGGGCGCUGAGCCUCAAAGAGCGCCCCUCGUUCACCGACAUCGUCCACGCCCUGGGAGAGCUGCCCUCUGACAGCAAAGUCUGAAGUGACCAAUCAUCUCACAGCAGAAAGGAACUGUUACCAACUCUGCCCCGCCCCCCUUCCCCUAAAAUACAGACAGGAAUGCUGGAUUAUUUAGUCUCACACAUUUCAGGGAAGAGAGUUGAGGGGGAAGAAAAAAGAAAAAAAAAAACUUUAAUUUUUUAUGCAUUUCAACAAUUUUUUGAGUGUAGACUUGUUUGCUAUAUGAGUGGAACUGCACUCACCUUUGUAUGAAUGGCUUCGUGCGAGCAGUGCCAGGAGUUUGCCUUCACCGCAGUAUGGACGAUCCUCCCCCACCUCCAGCCUCCGCCUGUGGUUCCACUGUGACCCCGCCCGUCUGCGGCCGUUUUCGUUUCACGGAGCCUCACGACCUCAGUGCCUCUGCCCCUUCACACACACUCACACACACUCACACACUCUAACUUUGUAGGAAUGAUGGUGCAUUCGCUGGCUCUGAUUAGUGCAAAGGAUUUGCCUGAAAUGUCACGUCACCACUUAACUCCUUGGAGUUUUCUCAUUAAUCUAAAGAGGAUAUUGAAGAGAAAGUGGGGCACAGUGGGACUGCAGUGGAGCGAUGAAGCCUCUGUAGAUAAUCAGCCACUUUACUAGUGUGUCGAGUGAGGUCGUUUAAACUGGUCUGUUCCCCUCGCAAUUACAUCGAGCUGCAUCCCGAGUCCGCCACCCUGACCCCUCAGGUGUCUGCUCUCUCUCCACCGGGUACAAUCCCCCAAAUUGUUUGCUUUUGUGUGUUUGAGUGAGUGUGUGUGUGUACAUGCACUGAACUGUUGUCCCUACAGACAGAUAAGGAAUGGGGUUUUGCAUGAAGGUUUGUGGAAAACAAGUGAUCCGUGUUACGGUAACACUUCAGGAACAACGACAACAAAGAAGCAUGUUUUAUAGCCAAGGAACAUGUUGAACGGAUGAGAUCGUGCCAGUGUGGGCUUUAUACAUUUUUAUAAGUGUGCUCUGUCUGUUAACUUUGAGGUGCUUACAGGUCACUGCUGAUGGGUAGGAGUACUCAUUUUUACCACACGAACACCAUCGUGUCCUCUCAGCUGCAGGAAUUGAACCCGCCGCCACGUUUGACCUGCUUUAUUCUCUCCAGAGGUCCAAUCACAGUUUCUCUCCUGGUCCACCUGUUUUGUGCAAUGCUGCGAAGCGGACCAUCACACCAGGCAGUGUGUACAUAAUGUUAGAAGCCUUGCACUAACUUCACUUAAAAGAUUAUCCCUUUUUUUUAUAUAUAUAUAUAUAUAAAUAUAUAUAUCAUGUUGUGUAGAAGGACAUGCAGGUGCCUGGUUAUUUAUGAUGAAGGUCCUGUCUUUUGUUUUUUUAACUGUAAUAGAAAGGUACUUCUGUGAGGUGGUUUAUGCUAUGUAUUCAUUCUCACGGUCCAUCUCGGUGUGCGUUCAGUCUGGUAACCGGCUGGGUAUGCUAACACAAAGUACAAAGGAGGUCAAAAGAGUGACUGCAGGUCACCAGUGCUCGUUUAAGUGCCUAGUAAAUGAAGGAUUAUCUUAACCGUUUCCCUUUCUGUUUGUUGUUGUUUUUACAUCAUCUAAUCAUAUGCGAUGGCCUUUGUUUAUGAACCUGUUUUUAUACGUUGUUUUUAGUGUAAUAUUUUGUUUUUAUGAAUGCUAGGCACUCACAACUAGACCUCUUUCUUUUUUUAAAAUCUGCUUCAGCACAUGUUCACAGUAAUCACAGAUGUAUACAAAAGCAUACAUGCUGCUGUCAAUAAAGGUUCACAGUGUUUU
Molecule: messenger RNA, 5503 nt
Organism: Pundamilia nyererei
Lineage: Eukaryota; Metazoa; Chordata; Actinopteri; Cichliformes; Cichlidae
Gene: ptk7b
Product: protein tyrosine kinase 7b
Exons: 20
Coding region: 510-3749 (1079 amino acids)
Biological process (GO): synapse organization; protein phosphorylation; homophilic cell-cell adhesion
Cellular component (GO): plasma membrane; axon; neuronal cell body
Molecular function (GO): axon guidance receptor activity; protein kinase activity; ATP binding
Source: RefSeq, a predicted model, not a curated record